AUGGCCCCUAAGAAGAUUACCGCGUUUAUGUUAUUCGUAACCGAUUGGCGGAAAACUAACGACGGUGGUCUCGAAAUGACCAUAGAUCAGGCUGUGGCCCACUGCGGCGAGAUAUGGAAGAAAAUGACCAAUCUUGAGCGCGGCGCAUACUGCUCGAGAGCCAAGGAUGCCAACGUUAUGAAUAACAAUGGGGUGGAACGCCUCGACUGCUACGGCCAUCCAAUCAUCCACGUGGAGCAGGCCAAACGACAGGCGGAGGAUCGCGAAAACCUCCAGAAACGCACCAUCGAACGCAUGGUGAUGUACGCCAAGAACUCCCAUGAUCUGGAGAACGCCAAGUUCGUUUUGGUCGCUUUCAAUGUCUUCACCGAAGACCUUAUCCACGAUGUCUAUGUGCCCGCCGAGUUCUCGGCCUGUGAGUUCUCUUUGAAAGAUGGUGUACGCUCCAUAUAUAGCACCCUGAUAGCUCCUGAAUCGCUCAUAUUCGGACAGGCUAGCCAAGCGAUACACCACGCAGCAACGACCCACGAGCUUCCAUUGCCACCCAGAGCUCUUGGGGAUUACGAUAUGCUUAGAGUCUUUCGGGACAUUAUCGAAUACUUAAAGAAGUGCCAGUGGGAUGACCGAUUCGUAGUCUUUACGCCAUCAAAAGAUAUUCCCAUGGUCACGAAGUGCUUUAAGUACUUGGGCGAGGGAUGCGAAGGCGAACUGAUAAAGGUCCUUGACCUGCAAUAUUUGUUCUUCUUGCUUAAGAAGGUGGUGAUGGAUGUCGCCGGUUUACCCGAUGGAGCUAUAAAUAAACACAUAACUGACAUGUUUUUUAAAAGGGACACAUUUGAAUUUACGCCUGAGAUCGCUUGCCAGUACCACGAGGAGAUCGACCGCACCAAGUACUGUACCCAGAGCAUGGUGACCAGAUGGGCCUAUACCUUCUGCGAUUACAUGUGCGGCAAUCUGGCCAUCGCCCUUCAGCCUGGAAAGCACAAGCCCCUGUCCAACGCACUCAAUCCGGAUGACUCGCUCUCCAUUGAGGCUUUCUGGCAAGAGGUCCAAUCCCAAGAUACCGAGAUGCCCUCUACCAGCCGACUUUUUAUCGCAUCUAGCUCCCACGUCCCCACUGACCAUACCGCUAAUGCAUCCGAUUUAAGCGAGGUACGGGAGUCUCCCGGGCUCGGCAGGCGUUUUGCCAGAGGACGCAGAACUUCAGAAGGAUCCAGGAAUAUAACCCCUCGCGACCCUCUUUACUCACCCACAGGAUCGCGGUUCCGGAAAGAGAUCCCAUCCCAAGAUUCGGAGAUGCCUUCAAGCAGCCUACAUUCCGUCGCUUCUAGCGCCUACGUCCCCACGGACAAUACCGCUUUUGCAUCCGAUUUGAACGAAGAACGGGAGUUUCACAUGCUCGGCAGACGUUUCGCCAGGGGACGCAGAGCUCCAGGAGGAUCCAGGGGCCCUUUUUACCCACUGCCAGGAUCGCGGUGCCAGAAAGAAAACCAAGCUCAAGAUACCGAGGUGCCCUCUAGCGGCCGACCUUUCGCCGCUUUUGCAUCCGAUUUAAACAAAGAUCGGGAGUUCCACAUUAUCGGCAGGCGUUUUGCCAGGGGACGCAGAACUUCAGGAGGAUCCAGGGAUACAACCCUGCGCGAACGGAACUCAGGGGCUUGGGAUCUACCGACUUCUUCGCAGUCUCUUCAGAAGUUCACCGACAAAGAUUGCAGCAAGAAGAAUCCAGACUAGGCCAAACUAGUUCUAGUACACCUGUGAGAUUUAUUUUCCGAUACACUAUAAACAUCAUUUAAACAUCUUUGACAAAUACGUUUUGGUUAACAACUCCUUGAAGCAGCGCUCUGCAGAACAAUCGGAAAAUAAUAACAAUCUGUCAAAAAG
Molecule: messenger RNA, 1884 nt
Organism: Drosophila subpulchrella
Lineage: Eukaryota; Metazoa; Arthropoda; Insecta; Diptera; Drosophilidae
Product: protein maelstrom-like
Exons: 4
Coding region: 1-1734 (577 amino acids)
Biological process (GO): negative regulation of DNA-templated transcription; spermatogenesis; piRNA processing
Cellular component (GO): P granule; nucleus
Molecular function (GO): sequence-specific DNA binding
Source: RefSeq, a predicted model, not a curated record